This is a messenger RNA of Ochotona princeps (American pika), 1199 nucleotides long. It is a transcript of the gene CLDN12, whose product is annotated as claudin 12. The transcript is spliced from 3 exons. Gene Ontology annotation, cellular component: plasma membrane. The record is from RefSeq and is a predicted model, not a curated record. NCBI's taxonomy places the organism in Eukaryota, Metazoa, Chordata, Mammalia, Lagomorpha, Ochotonidae. Bases 259 to 993 code for a protein of 244 amino acids.
GGAGCCCGGGAGAACCUGCCUGCGCUCCCAGAAGCCUCCAGUGCAGCUUGCCGGGAACGCACUUCCUGGGACUCUGAGGGAGACGCUCGGAGAGGCUGCUCGGACCGGGCGAGUGGUCUGCCCCGGGGUGAGGAACUGACCCAGAUCAUCUCUACUGUGUGUUCAGGUGUACCUGUAUUUCUUUUAAGUUGAUUAAAGCUAUUUUAAAACAUCAGGUACCUCAUAGUCUGACUGCCAGGACUGCACAGCUUUCCUGCCAUGGGCUGUCGGGAUGUCCACGCGGCCACAGUCCUCUCCUUCCUGUGUGGAAUUGCCUCAGUAGCAGGUCUCUUCGCGGGGACUCUGCUUCCCAACUGGAGAAAGUUACGACUGAUCACGUUCAACAGGAAUGAGAAGAACCUGACUGUGUACACAGGCCUGUGGGUGAAAUGUGCCCGGUACGACGGGGGCGAUGACUGCCUGAUGUACGACACUACCUGGUACUCAUCAGUUGACCAGCUGGACCUGCGUGUCCUCCAGUUUGCCUUGCCCCUCAGCAUCCUCAUCGCCAUGGGUGCCCUGCUGCUGUCCCUGAUUGGAAUGUGCAACACUGCCUUCAGGUCCUCCGUGCCUAACAUCAAACUGGCCAAGUGCCUAGUCAAUAGUGCAGGCUGCCACCUGGUGGCUGGGCUGCUCUUUUUCUUGGCAGGUACCGUAAGCCUCUCUCCAUCCAUCUGGGUUAUCUUUUACAACACCCACCUGAACAGGAAAUUUGAGCCUGUCUUUUCGUUUGACUACGCAGUGUAUGUCACGAUCGCCAGUUCGGGGGGCUUGUUCAUGACCUCUCUUUUGCUGUUUAUUUGGUACUGUGUCUGUAAAUCCUUACCCUCUCCUUUCUGGCAGCCACUGUACUCCCAUCCUGCCAGUAUGCACACUUACUCACAGCCCUAUUCAGCCCGCUCCCGCCUCUCUGCCAUUGAAAUUGACAUUCCAGUAGUUUCCCAUGCCACCUAAUGGGGACUUAGUUGUUAGAAACAACAACAAAAAAAUCUUAUAGCCUCACAGUCCCCCUUGUGCAAGGAACAUUUUUGGACCUACAUCCAUUUUUCUUUGUUUCUGACCAGUGAAGCCAAAUUUGUAUGUCCUGUUGUUAGAAUGAAGUGCUGCUAGUUUUUAUGAGAAGUACCUUAUUUUAAAUGUGAAUCCUUCCUAUUAUCUUG